GAUCCUGAUUCUGCCCCGCAGAAAAGAAAGAAAGAAUGGAGACCUACGGAAAUGAGGGCAGACGCCGGAAAAGAGCGAGGACCUCCGAAGCAUUCUCUUUAGAACAUGCUGAUGCCGACACCAUCUUCGCUCUGUUACUCGCAGCAAUCUUCAACUCUCACAGACCCGGCUCCCUCUCCUUGAUCGAGAAAUGCUUAAUCAAGCUCAAUCCCUCUUUUCUCUCAUUAAGCCCAAGCCCCACCCUCUCUUUGCUCCCAUUCAUUCUCACUUCUAAAAGGGCCGAGAUAGCGGCUCGUGGUGCGGAGAUUGUGGGCGCGGCAUCGCUGCUUUCGCUGGAAAUGAACGAACGGAUUGCUUUGGAUGGUGAGAUUGUGAAAGGUUUGGUCUCGGCGUUGGGGAGUUCGAAGAGGAUUGUGUUAAUGGCUGCCUGCAAUGCUGUUUUGGAUAUGUCGACCACCUCGGUUGCUCGGCAACGCCUGCUGGAACUCUCUGCUUUGGAGAGUCUUAUGUUUGGAUUGCUUCAGGUUCCUAAAUUUUCAGGGAUGCCAGUUUCUAUAUGCUCUGUGGAUGAUGGAAGUGUUACCUGUUGCAAGAUUGGAAUUGAGGAAGAUGAAUUUCCAGUAUUACUUCUUACUGCAUGCAUAAUUCUCAUUAACUCCUGCAACAUUGAGCAAUUGGAAAAGCUCCCAAGAAUCCUCUCUGAAACUUUCUUGGUCUCUUUGAAAAAGCUGUGGGCUGAAGUGCAUAAUGAAAUGUUACUUGCCAACCCCAUCAAAUCCAGCCAAGAGGCACACAUUUAUAUAAGCAAUAUUAGGAUUAAUAAUCUGGCAGAAAGCAUCUUUAGGCUUUCCAUUAGAAGUAGUCAAGUUACACCAACUUUGCCUUUGGAGGUGGUUAAAAGAAGUAUUUUUGGUUUGAGUAAAUCUAGUUUUGAAGAUUUCAUGUUAACUCAUUGGGAGGUAUCGCCCUUUCUCAUACAAAGACUUUCAAGGGCUUUAAGUGAGAAUGAUGAUAUUUUCAGUUCAUUUGUACAGCCUCUACACUUGACUAAAACAGUUCCUUCCUUUAUUUCUUCAAUCCUUCGGAAUUUAGUUUCUUGUUUUCCUAUUGCUUCAGAUGAACUAGACAUCCUUAGUUUCUUAACGGAGGUGGGAAAUAAAUUGGGUUGCCCUAUAAUCUAUCAGCAGGACAUACGGGUGUUAAGAACAGAAAGGCAAUUGAAAAGAGAGGUUCAUUUCUUUCAGGAGAGUUUGGACUCCUGCUGCAAAAAGGGUUCUCACAUUUUUAACAUUGAUGAAGUAAAAAAAUGUGAAGAAGCAUAUAAAGAGGGUUAUACAGUUGCUGUACGUGGCAUGGAAUUCCGCUUUGAGAGCAUUGCCGCUAUUGCAAAUGGAUUAGCAUCUUUCUUUGGUCAACCAUCUGUAGGUGUCAAUAUGUACUUGACACCACCUAAUUCUCAGGGUUUGGCUCGUCACUUUGAUGACCACUGUGUGUUUGUUUGCCAACUUUUUGGUACUAAGCAAUGGACCGUUUUUCCUCAGCCGAAUGUCCAGUUACCUCGCCUAUAUGAUCCUCUUGAUAACCUAUAUGUUGCAGAGGCUGAGGUCUCAAUGGCUGAGUGCAGAAAGAUUUUGCUAAAUGAAGGUGAUAUUUUGUAUAUUCCCAGAGGUUUUCCUCAUGAGGCAUGUACAGAUGAUGGUGGUCCCAAUGGUUCUGCUGGAUGUUCCGUGCACCUUACACUUGGUAUUGAGGUUGAACCACCUUUUGAGUAA
Corylus avellana is the source of this 1772-nucleotide messenger RNA. Lineage: Eukaryota; Viridiplantae; Streptophyta; Magnoliopsida; Fagales; Betulaceae. The record is from RefSeq and is a predicted model, not a curated record.